CCUGUAACUUUGCCUAACAGGAGUGUUGGGCGGUUCUUCUCCAUCCGUUACAGCACUCAAGAAGGCCCUGGUCUCCCCCCGGUAGUGGGUACUGUCACCUCUUUUUUUUUGUGGAGGGGGCGUGGACACAGCGGCCACACCACCAAACCCAGCGACGCCUCUUUUUUAUUUUUUACUUUGGACCCAGGUUUCCUUUUUCCGUUUCGCUCUAGCCUGGUGAUAUCCCACUACAACCACAUCUGUGUCUUUUUCUUUUCUUUUCCUUCGUUUCUGCCCUUGUUCAUGCCCUUGUCGCUACAUCCCCAUCUUGAGACGCUUAAGUGGCAUCCACUCCCUCACCUCGGCCUCGUCCUGCUUAAUUAGCUUGGGCCAUCCGCUUCCCAUUCCAGCCUUGGGUUUACACCACACCGAAGGUCGCUCGCUACAUUCUCUCAGCUCCAGCCCGCCUACGCCUCAUCCUGCAUUCCUCGUCAGCCCUGCCCUGCACGCUGCCCAGCUCUGCUUCGUCUUGAGUCUGGUCUGGUCUUGUGCAUGCAGUAGUACUGCCACCCUUUAUAUCAGCCUGGCUACCACCACCACUACUGUUGGGCUCUACUACGACAACCUCACAACACCUUCAGCAUGUCUUCGACAGCGAUGGCCUCGUCGACAGGUACUGCCGCUGCUCCGCCGGCGGCCUCAACAACGGUACAUGCUCAGAAUCUGAUUACUGAUGACGACAAGUCUGCGCUGAUCGAGGUUGUCACGCUCAUGUUCAUGGUCCUGGCCAUCCUGGCCUGCUUGGUUAGAACGGGCACCAAGCUUUACAUGAUCAAGACGGUCAAACUGGACGACAUCCUUGUUAUUGCUGCUACGAUACUCGCCAUUGCGCAAUCCGUUACCAUCCUCAUCGGCACAGGUACUGGUCUCGGCCAGCGGUACAAGACGCUAGAUGCCUCGCAAUCAGAAGGCUUCCUCAAGGUGGAGUACGCCGCAUCGCUCUUCUUCAUCCUCUCGAUUGGUCUGGCCAAGGUCUCUGGCGCGAUGAGCGUCCACAGCAUGGCCCAGAAUCGCCAGAAGAUCUUUAUCCGUGUUUGCGAAAUUGUCUGUGCUAUUUGGACAGCAAGCGCCUUCUUUGUUGUACUCUUUGGCUGCGAGAUGCCUGCUCCCUGGAACUACACUCAGCCUCGCAAGUGCAUUGACCGCACCGCCUUCUGGACUUACUACUCGGCCUUUAACAUUUUUAGCGACCUCGCCAUCAUUUCUCUCGUCGUCACCAACGUCCGCCACAUCCAGACCUCGUGGGCCAAGAAGGCACUGGUCAUGGGUGUCUUUGGCAGCCGCAUCCUCGUUACUCCCGCCAUCAUUGCCCAGAUCUAUCUUACUGAGAGGGCUAACCGCUCGACCGACUACUCGUUUGCUAUUUGGGACUCUACCGUUGCCAUCGAGCUUGUCCAGUGCCUUGCUCUUGUAACCGUUUGCAUUCCCAACCUCAAGCCUUUCCUCGACAGCCUUGAAUCUGGACAGAUCAGAAUUGACGAUAUGCGCCGCCAAGGCAAGAGCAGCAGCAACGGCUAUCCUGCCUACAGAGCUGGCUACGCUGGCUACAAGGGUGCUCAACACAGUGGCCACGGCCGCAGCAGAAACCCUCAGUCACGCAACAUCGACACACUGUCAUCGCAACGCAGCGAUGUUCAUGAGAUGACUGACAUUCCCAAGUCUCGUGGCGGUGCUGCUGCCCGGGGCGUGGCCAUCACUACCGAUGAGAACCAGCCUGCGUGGGACGGCCGCAGCCACACAAGCCAGUCCAGUCAGACGAUUCUGAUUCAGCAAACCAAGACUUGGCACGUUGAUGUGGAAAACUCUAGUCCGACUGCCCCUGCUAUAACGGCGGAGAGGUAGGGGAGCAGGUCUACCCCAGGCCAGGGUUGAGUGGCUGUUUCUGUAGAUACCCACCCCUUCUCGCCCUGCCAUCACCAACCCACGUUGAAAAAAAGAACAUACUUUGCUGGAAUUUUCGAUCUCGUUCAUUUGGAGAUAUGGACCAAUCUGCGAUUGGUUCCUAUAUGAACGGGCUCUUUUGUAUAUUUUAAGGGAGCUGGCGCGAACAACUCUUGCUUUGGAACGGUGCUCUAUAUUUGGGUCAUUCUCUUUGACAUAAUGUUUCCUUUCUUUUUUGUCUCGGUUCUUGGAGUAGGUUAUCUAAGAGGUCUUUUUUGGAAAUAACAACGGCGAAAUGUCUAAUUGCAAUCAAAAUCUAUUUUCAUCAUCUUCACUCGUGUUAUCUCUCGCUUUUACUGUGUGCUUUCCAAGAGGGCGUGUGCUCUGAUCUCGGCCAACUUGCGUAGUGGGGCAGCCACCACUAUUCUUUUUUUUCUUUUUGGGACCAAGACCAAUGUGGCACACCCCAUGCACUGUUCUAUUCCUGUCUGUGCUGAUGACAGACAUUGAUGUCUCGGAUAUAAAAAGAUUCCAUGUACCUGUUUCGUACUAAUCAGCAUCUUGCAGAGAGAAGCUGAUGGCAAACGGACGUGCACGGUUUUCUAGAACAAACAUCUCACCUUCGCCGCGCUUCGGCGCUGGACCCAGCAGCCUGAGACUGGUUCGGAAUUCAGUGGGGGAAACGGAACAGCCAAGCACCCAUGUUUCGCGCUGUUCCUGACGGAAUGCCCGCGAGCCGGAUCGGCAGAUGCAGGUCUGCCUGGAAAAGAGGCUAAUUAAUUUCUGCUGACGACAAAAGAGCUGGUUCGAUUAUUUUCUUGUUUACCCAUAGUACCCCUGGAAAAGCGGCAGCAGUGAUGGGAGGGCAGGACUGCCUGUUUGUCGAUCAGAUGAGUAGCGACUCAGAGGCCAGCGAAGCGAAUCGUCUGCAGUGGGCUGGGGCUUGCGAUGGAUGCUACGGUGACGUCGCGUUGCCAGCCUUUACAGUACACCGCUGAGGUCAAGAUGCAUCACCGACUGGAGCAUUCACAUAAUCAAGAAGUGGCAGUCAAAAGCAUGGACCCUCGAGGCGCUGUAAUGGGCCGAUGGGGGAGGAACGCCAGGGCCGACGGGAUUAUCAUGGGCACCGCGAGUGGCGGCGAGCAUUGGUAACAAACAGAACAGUAAGCCCGCAAAAAUGGAUGCCGCCGAAAGUCAAAAAAAAAAACAGCGGCGUCUUCGGCAGCGGCUUACACUCGAGCCAACGGACUGUAGAGCCGGGGAGGGAGCCGUCUGGCUGGGCUCGGAAUUGGGAUCGUCGUCGACGCAGACAUCUUACGACGACGAACGAUUCGCCAUUUGGAUUCCGCGGCUCAUAGGGGAGAAGUACAAGAUGCGCAGGUUACAACUACAGUGCAUUGAGGUAAACCCUUAGCGAUAGUGUUUCGGUUCUAUUAACAACAGGUAGGUUACAUUGUAAGAGGUUUUUGUGGCGAGGGACGACUCGUGCUAAAGUUUAACACGGGUCGUGGGAACGGGC
This is a messenger RNA of [Torrubiella] hemipterigena, 3439 nucleotides long. Lineage: Eukaryota; Fungi; Ascomycota; Sordariomycetes; Hypocreales; Clavicipitaceae. The record is from the annotation of a GenBank genome assembly.